Molecule: messenger RNA, 2329 nt
Organism: Acipenser ruthenus (sterlet)
Lineage: Eukaryota; Metazoa; Chordata; Actinopteri; Acipenseriformes; Acipenseridae
Exons: 5
Coding region: 340-966 (208 amino acids)
Source: RefSeq, a predicted model, not a curated record
UGACUCCCGUUACUGCGUGACCUGGUGUCGUCUUUUCCGGCUGAGUUCACGCAGAUUGCCAGCUUGUUCCAACUGCAGACCCGCGUCUUUAGACGCACGACGUGCGCAGACUCUCCAACGUCUGCGUGACGUAACCUCCCCCGCUGUACGCAGUACACGGAAGUGCUGGAUUUCGCUUCGGUGUUUCUUCAUCUGCGCCAUUUCUGGUAAAAACCCAAUGAAGACAGUUGGACUUCGGAAGACUCCGAUAAAAAGACUUCAAAAAGCAUUCCACUGAGCUGUCAGAGCUGGGCAUAUCAACAAGGCAGUGCUCUUACUGAAAGGGAUGUACACACAGAAAUGGCUGCCAUAGUCACAACACAGAGAGAAGCGAAUCUAUUUGCUCUGGGCCUGUGCCGGAAACAAGACCCUGAAGAGAACAAAUGGAUUCAGGACUUCUGCCGUCUUGAAAUGUCCAAAGAUUACCCAAAUAAACUGGCCAGAAUGGUGGAGAAGCACACGCACAUGGAAAUGCCCUUAGAGUUCCCAGAAGGAUACAGCUUGCGAAUCGCCGCACUCAAGAACACAGUCUUACGGGGAAGAAAGGACAUGAUGGAGGCUUGGCAAGAGCUGUACCUGCCUCAGUCCGAGAAGAUGGUCGUCAUUGGAGCCAUCGACAACUUCCCCUGCUUGGCUGAGGGGCUGCAGUUGAUCAUUAUGGUUGACAGCAAGGGCAACGUCUACGCCUACGAAAAUGAAGUUUUACACAAAAUAGCAUGCACCGUAGAGAAAUUCUUCACACGAAGAAGUCUAAAGUCUUCAGUCAGCUACAAGAAGGGAGGAUACUGUGUCCAGCUGACCAAAGAGGAGUUGGAGAAGUUGCAGAAGGACAAGGAUAUUCAGGAAAUUGAACGGCGCACGCGGGAGUUUGUACAAAGCAAACAGAAGGAGCUUGGAGAGAUGCUCAACUUGUUUAGGAAUAAAUAAAAUGAGUGGUGUGGUUUUGAGCAGGUUAAUUUUCUCAUGUACUGACACCCGAGUGUUUUGGAGUAUAGUCGUGCUUUUAAACUGCCUGACUGGCUCAUUACUCAAACAGGUUCCUUUUUCAGUGUCACCUGAUUGCAAUUCAAGUAGUACAACGUUCAAACUCUUAAUGCAAUCUGGUUAAUUAGGCUUCCAAGAGUUAAAAGCCAACUAAUACGGUUUAAAUGCAUAGUAUAGACAGGGCCCUAAGGAGACCUAGAAAACCUGCUGGACUACAGCCCUCCAGGACCAGGAUUGGGCACCCCUGGUACAAUUUCUGGACCAGAAAGAAGAGUGCCAUCUACUGAUCCACUAACACCACUUCCAACAGCAACCUGCUUUCCUUAUACCCCAUAUCCACUGCACUACCCGAGCUGAGGUCAGUGACGUCACACACAUAGUUUAACGUGAUCAAAAAAAAGACAAUUGCAAUAAGGCUUUAUUUUGUAUUAAAUUCUCCCUUAAUAAACAUACAUUUUGCAUUUUUCCGCGAUUAAAAUUAAACACUGAAAUUGAGCUUCCUGUUGAUACGAUACAGCCAUAUUAUAUCAGUUAAGCACCAUGUUUUUAUUCACGUAUUUACAUUUGUAUAGUUAAGUAACCUGACAAAUACAUUUUGUGCAGAGGAAACCUGCUUUCUCAUGCGCUAUGUACAGUUUCAUGCUGCAAUGACAGGGUGCGUUGCUAUGUACAGUUUCAUGCUGCAAUGACAGGGUGCGUUGCUAUGUACAGUUUCAUGCUACAAUGACGGUGCGUUGUUGCUAUGUACAGUUUCAUGCUACAAUGACGGUGCGUUGUUGCUAUGUACAGUUUCAUGCUGCAAUGACAGGGUGCGUUGCUAUGUACAGUUUCAUGCUGCAAUGACAGGGUGCGUUGUUGCUAUGUACAGUUUCAUGCUACAAUGACGGUGCGUUGUUGCUAUGUACAGUUUCAUGCUACAAUGACGGUGCGUUGUUGCUAUGUACAGUUUCAUGCUGCAAUGACAGGGUGCGUUGCUAUGUACAGUUUCAUGCUGCAAUGACAGGGUGCGUUGCUGUGUACCGUUUUCAUGCUACAAUGACGGUGCGUUGUUGCUAUGUACAGUUUCAUGCUGCAAUGACAGGGUGCGUUGCUAUGUACAGUUUCAUGCUGCAAUGACAGGGUGCGUUGCUAUGUACAGUUUCAUGCUACAAUGACAGGGUGCGUUGUUGCUAUGUACAGUUUCAUGCUGCAAUGACAGUCAGGGUGCGUUGUUGCUAUGUACAGUUUCAUGCUACAAUGACAGUCAGGGUGUGUUGUUGCUAUGUACAGUUUCAUGCUGCAAUGACAGUCAGUGUGCAUUGUUCUC